AUGGCUACCGCUACAGUGACUACUCCUAAGAAGAGCCACCAUGGGCUCUUUUCCUCCAAGACAGCUGGAGGUCGCAUGCCUUUGACCCCUUCUCCUCGGGGAAAGUCUGGUGCUGCAACUCCCCAAGCUUUGAAUGACUCUCCCUUCACUCCUCCUCACCCAGCUGAGGCGGGCCGCAGCCAAUCCAAGGCAGUCUAUGGUGGCAACCUUUCUUCACACUUCGCCAAAUCGAGCACCGCCAAGUCGAGCGCAAAGGCACCAUCCGCUCCCAAGUCGUCAUCUCGCUCUUAUCGCGAUUCCCCCAAAUCCAAUAUUGCUCGCACUCGCCGGUCGCCGAAGCACCUCGAAUUGGGCGUCUCCGACUGGUCGUUGACCGGUACUGGCCCUGAGGGCGCUCAGUCUCCCGCCAAGUCGCGCACUCGCCGAGAUGUCCCUAGUCGUUCCCGCCCCGGGAAGACCACUAUGCGCAUUCAACACAACGCAGGGGACCGUUUCAUUCCCAACCGCUCUGCAAGCGAGGGUAUUGUCACAACGGGGGCUGCGAAGCCUGAGGAGCAACGUCCGAAGACUGGCGGCAGUGAGGGGUCGGGAUCAAGUGUCCUGGCUUCAGCUGCCAGUGCUUUUGACAUCAACGGCCGUGGGUCCGAGGAGGAUCUUACUGCUGCUCUGGAGAACCUCGGUUUAGAAGACGAUGAAACUUCGAAGUACUCUCGACCUGCACCCGAUGCCGUUGCCUACGAGUCAUCGCUGGCCAAUGCCUGUGGGGUCAACUUGAACACUCGUAUCUUGGCGUUCAAGCCUCCGCCGCCGGAGUCCUCGAAGCCUAUUGAUCUUCGCGCUCAAUAUAACCGUCCUCUUCGCCCUGCCAAGUCUACAAAUGCUCAGUUCCGUCGCCGUGUCCAGACAGCCCCCGAGCGGGUAUUGGAUGCUCCAGGUCUUUUGGAUGACUACUAUCUUAACUUGCUGGACUGGAGCUCUGGGAACCAGGUCGCCAUCGGUCUCGAGCGCAAUGUCUACGUCUGGUCUGCCGAGUCUGGCUCCGUCAACUGCCUCCUGGAGACUUCCCCCGACACAUACAUCAGCAGUGUUAAGUGGAGUGGAGACGGCGCCUAUGUUGGUGUUGGCCUUGGAACUGGUGAGGUUCAGAUCUGGGACGUCGAGGAGGGCUCCAAGCUCCGCAGCAUGUACGGUCACGACUCCCGUGUGGGUGUGAUGGGCUGGUCCAAGCACACUCUCUCGACUGGUGCCCGUAGCGGCCUGGUGUACAACCACGAUGUCCGCAUUGCUCAGCACAAGGUGGCCGAGCUUGUUUCCCACACCUCCGAAGUCUGCGGUCUUGAGUGGCGCUCUGAUGGCGCUCAGCUCGCUACCGGUGGCAACGACAACCUGGUCAAUAUCUGGGACGCUCGUUCUCUCAGCGCUCCCAAGUUCACCAAAACCAACCAUCGUGCUGCCGUGAAGGCUCUCAGCUGGUGCCCCUGGCAAUUGAAUCUCCUCGCCACUGGCGGUGGUUCCUACGACCGUCACAUCCACUUCUGGAACACUACCACCGGUGCCCGAACCAACAGCAUCGAUACUGGCUCUCAGGUGACCAGCCUCCGGUGGAGCAACCACUACCGCGAGAUCGUCAGCUCCAGCGGCUUCCCCGACAACUCGCUCAGUAUCUGGAGCUACCCGACUCUGGUUCGCAACGUCGAGAUCCCUGCCCACGAGACUCGUGUCCUGCACAGCAGCCUUAGUCCCGAUGGCCAGAUGCUGGCCACCGCCGCUGCCGACGAGAGUUUGAAGUUCUGGAAGGUCUUUGAACGCAAGGCCGGCAGCAGUGCCUCUGCUUCCCGUGAGGGUGGUGUUGGCAGCAAAGCUCAGCUGACCAAGUCGAUGACCAUCCGCUAA
Molecule: messenger RNA, 1893 nt
Organism: Penicillium cinerascens
Lineage: Eukaryota; Fungi; Ascomycota; Eurotiomycetes; Eurotiales; Aspergillaceae
Product: WD40 repeat domain-containing protein
Exons: 1
Coding region: 1-1893 (630 amino acids)
Biological process (GO): positive regulation of anaphase-promoting complex-dependent catabolic process; anaphase-promoting complex-dependent catabolic process; positive regulation of ubiquitin protein ligase activity
Cellular component (GO): anaphase-promoting complex
Molecular function (GO): ubiquitin ligase activator activity; protein binding; anaphase-promoting complex binding
Source: RefSeq, a predicted model, not a curated record